Molecule: messenger RNA, 174 nt
Organism: Somion occarium
Lineage: Eukaryota; Fungi; Basidiomycota; Agaricomycetes; Polyporales; Cerrenaceae
Source: the annotation of a GenBank genome assembly
AUGCCUUCCGAAGAGACAAAGGAGAGAAUCAUCAAGGCCGUUGAUUUUGGCCGCACGAUCCUCCAUUAUGGCUGGAUUCCUUUCAUCAUCUAUGUCGGUUACACGAGGAGUAACCCUCAACCCUCCCUGAUCAAGUGCGUGGCAUUGUUAUUGUCUUCCCGACUUCUGUACUGA